This is a messenger RNA of Anoplophora glabripennis (Asian longhorned beetle), 5605 nucleotides long. It is a transcript of the gene Dap160, whose product is annotated as intersectin-1. Gene Ontology annotation, cellular component: plasma membrane; clathrin-coated pit; cytoplasm. Gene Ontology annotation, molecular function: protein binding; molecular adaptor activity; guanyl-nucleotide exchange factor activity. The coding region runs from base 186 to 5348 and encodes 1720 amino acids. The transcript has 19 exons. The record is from RefSeq and is a predicted model, not a curated record. Gene Ontology annotation, biological process: clathrin-dependent synaptic vesicle endocytosis; endosomal transport. NCBI's taxonomy places the organism in Eukaryota, Metazoa, Arthropoda, Insecta, Coleoptera, Cerambycidae.
AUCAACAUGUAGUAGUUGAAAAUCUAUGGUUGAAAAUCCUAUUGAUUUGUCAAAAAUACUGCAAUGGUGGCGAGGCCGGGACUGAAAUUCGGUGGGAGGAUUUUGAAUUGUUUAAAUUUAUUAAAACGGUAUCACAAAAUGCAGUUUUAAAAACAUAAUUUUGGAGUCAAAUAAAAUAAGUCGAUAUGUCUGCUGCCGGAACCCCUUCUACUGAUCCGUGGGUCAUCGUGGCUCGUGAGAGGGCAAGAUAUGAAGAACAAUUUAAAUCUCUGAAACCAAAUAAUGGAAUUAUAACAGGGGAACAAGCUAAAGGAUUUUUUCUCCAAUCGCAGUUGCCACCACUAAUUCUUGGACAGAUAUGGGCUCUUGCAGAUACAGAUGCAGAUGGGAGGAUGGACAUAAAUGAAUUUUCUAUAGCAUGCAAAUUAAUAAAUUUAAAAUUGAGAGGAUUCGAAGUUCCCAAAGGUCUUCCUCCAUCACUCCUAGCAUCCCUUAAAGUCAAUACACCUCCAUCGAUACCACCCCUUCCCAAUUCAUCUUCACUUCCACCACGUCCAGAACCUCCUAAAAUAGCUCCCAUCAUAUCCCAAUCGUUAACUCAUAAUCCACCACUAAUACCCAGUCAACCACUAUUAACACAAGCACCGACAACUCAACCUUUGGUGCCUAAUAUAUCUCCUGGAUUAGUUAGUCAAGCGCAUAUUAUGGGAAUUUCAAAGCCAGUAGGAAGUAGUACAGUUGUAGGAGGCUUACCGACUGGGGUUUUACCACCCACAAGUAGCAUUAUAACAACUGGUGGAAUUUCUGCCAGCAUACCUACGGGCAUCGUGCCACCAAUGCAAACUAAUAUUCAACCAGUCCAACCGCUUAUAAGUGGUUUGCCUACGAUGGCCAGUGUUGCACCUCUCACUGGUCAUUCUGCUGGUUUUGGUGCGCCAUUGGUAACAGCAUCAAUGGUAUCUUCAGCAACAGUGCCAUUACCAUCAGCCUCUCCAUUACUGCCGGGGUUAGCUCCAACUGUAUCUUCGUUCACGAGCGGUUCUCCUCUGAUUACUGGUGGUCCUAUAAUUAGUACCACACCUUUACCUAAUAUUCCUGCUGCCCCUGUGGUCCCUACCAGUAUGUCUUCUGUUAACAUGCAGACAGCUGUGCAUCCUGUCGGGCCUGGUGCUACUAGUACACCAAGGGCAAGCGUAACUAGUUUGGAUAGGACUCAUUCUAUUGAUUCUGUUUCGCAAACCGAAUGGGCUGUACCUCAUCCAACCAAAUUAAAAUACACUCAAAUAUUCAAUACGACUGACCGAGCAAGGAGUGGAUAUUUAUCAGGAGCACAAGCAAGAAAUGUCAUGGUUCAAACGAAAUUACCUCAAAAUAUCUUAGCACAAAUCUGGGCUCUCUCUGAUAUGGAUUCGGAUGGGAGAUUAGGAUGUGAGGAAUUCGUCUUGGCCAUGCAUUUAUGUGAACAGGCUUCGCUGGGUACUCCACCACCAGCAAAAUUGCCACCAGACCUCAUUCCACCGUCUUUUAGAAAAAAUGCCAGAACCGCAUCGAUUUCUAGUCAAGGUAGUGUUGCCACAGAACAAGAUCCAGCUUCAACACUAUUGCAGAAUUCAUUUGAGGAUAAACGUAAAGAGAACUUCGAAAAGGGCCAAGCUGAAUUGGAAAGAAGGAGAAAGACACUAUUGGACCAGCAGCGUCAAGAGAGAGAAGAACGAGAAAGGAAGGAACGGGAAGAACAAGAGAAGAAAGAGAAAGCUAGACAAGAGGCUGAGCGCAAACGUUUAGAAGAAUUGGAAAAACAAAUGAGGGAGCAACAGGAAAAGGAACGACUUUUAGAAGAGGAUAGAAAACGACAAGCCGAGCAAAGGGAAGCAGCAAGAAAAGAAAUGGAAAGACAGCGGCAAUUGGAAUGGGAAAAACAGCGCUUGCAAGAUUUGCAACAGCAAAGACAAAGGGAACAGGAAAAUGUUCUGAAAUUAAAAGCCAAGAAUCAGAGUUUGACUAUUGAAUUAUCGUCGCUUAACGAUCAGGUUAAAGAACUGUCACAAAAGAUAUGCGAUACUAGGUUGGGCGUUUCUAAUGUUAAAACAACUAUUGAUGGCAUGAGGUCAACUAGAGACUCCCAAAUGCAAGAAAUGUCUCAACUUAAGAAUAAAUUAAAGGAACAAAAUGCUAAAUUGCUUGCUUUGUCUCAAGAGAAAGUUAAACUAGAAGCAAAAAAUAAGAUUAACGCACAGUUGAGUGGACAAGACGCAGAGCAAUCUAGGUUAGCCUUCGAAAAUAAGGAAAUUACUAUAAAAAACUUGAAAAAGAAAAUAGAAGACAUGCAGACAGAAAUAAAUGGCAAGUUAUCGGAUAUCGACAACAAUAAUUCUCAGUUGGCUGAGUUACAAAAUCAGUUAAAAUCGUUAGUUGCAGAGUGUGAACAGUUAUACGGCGUCUAUGACCAAAAGAGAAACACAGUUUUAGAAAUGAAGAAUGCAAAUCGCACUUCUGGGUUUGAUGCGUGGAAGACUACCGACGCCUGGGGCAGCAGUGCUACUGAAGCAGCAGUUGAAUGGCCAGUAGACAACUGGGCAACUAGUACUGAACCAACUGAACCAAUUGAAACUGCUGCCAUGCCUGGAAUCGUCAAGUACAGGGCACUUUAUGAAUUUUUAGCCAGAAAUAACGACGAAAUAUCAUUCCAGCCCGGUGAUAUUAUAAAUGUACCAACCGAACAAACUGGAGAACCGGGAUGGUUAGCAGGUGAGAUAAGAGGUCACACAGGCUGGUUCCCAGAGUCCUAUGUAGAACCAGUAGAUGGCGUUGGGGUUAGAGAUAUGGGGAUGGUUGGUUCAGAUGUAACGUAUAAUCAGUCAGGUGUUAUGUAUCCCGAAGAUACCGAAGCAACACGAUUAGAGGGUAUUGCAGAAGUUCCCGAAGUUUCUGAAGCUGUGUCAACAAACGCGAAAACAAAUCAAGUUGAAGAACCGUUAACUAUACCAAAUGUAACCGCUUUAGAGGGAGAACCCGAGUAUUAUAUUUCCAACUACCCGUACCAGUCCCAAGAACAAGGUGAUUUAACAUUUAAUGCUGGGGAAGUUAUCGCGGUAUAUAAAAAGGAAGGCGAUUGGUGGACGGGAAAAAUCGGCGAUAAUGUCGGAAUAUUUCCGAGCAAUUACGUUCAAAAAGUGGAUGUGACUUCCUCAGCUACUAAUAAUGCUGCACCUCCUGAGCCCGCUUCUACUGGGGUUUCUGCUGAAGCUGUGCAAACGGCACUCGAAAACGUAAAUGCCCAAGCUGAUAACGAAGUCUCGCAAAUUAACCAGAGUAAAACGAAGGAAGUGCCAUUAGAUGCCGCUAUACAAGCGGGGGCUCAGGUUGUGAAAAGUAAAAAACCAGAAAUAGCUUCUGUAAUCGCACCUUAUGAAUCUACCAGCCCAGAGCAGUUAUCUCUUGCUAGGGGUCAAUUAAUAAUGAUUCGUAAGAAGACAGAUUCUGGUUGGUGGGAAGGCGAACUACAGGCCAAAGGAAGAAAAAGACAAGUCGGAUGGUUUCCGGCAAGUUACGUUAAAGUCUUAAAUAGUAGUGGAAAAAUCAGUGGAAGAAACACCCCAGUAUCAACCACUCGGAUGCAACAAGAAGUCGUUAUUGAUAAAGUAAUUGCUUUAUAUCCUUAUGCUGCUGGUAAUCCUGAUGAAUUAACUUUCGCAAAAGAUGAUAUUAUUAGUGUAACUGCUAGAGAAGAGGAGGCUUGGUGGAGGGGUGAAUUAAAUGGAGUUUCCGGUCUAUUCCCUAGUAAUUAUGUGGCUCCUCUUCAGCAGCAGUGGCAGUUAACUCAGGACAGAAAACGUCAGGAGUGCAUUAACGAAUUUAUCCAAACAGAAAAGACCUAUGUGCAUGAUAUGUCAGUAGUACAUGAAGUUUUUGAAGUUCCUUUAAGAAAAAGCAAAUUAGUUUCUGAUACAGAUGUUGAUAAUAUUUUUGUGAAUUGGCAGGAUAUUCUUCAGUGCAACAAAUACUUUCUAACAGAUUUGCUGAACAAUUAUAACGCGGAAAAUGACACAGUUGGACAAAUAAUUUGUCGACAUUUACCUUUAAUGACAGCUUACAUAACAUUUUGUGGAAAACAGUUAGAUAGUGCAACUCUCUUACAAAAAUUGACAGAAAACUCGACAGCUUUUAGGGAAUUAGUAAAAAAGUGCCAAAAUAAUGUAGCUACAAAAGGAAUGCCUCUCUCAUCAUUCUUGAUAAAGCCUAUGCAACGAAUAACAAGGUAUCCUCUACUUAUAAGUAAAAUCAUGGAAAAUACUCCAACAGAUCAUUUAGAUUUUAAGUAUUUAGAGGAAGCACUGCACAUAGCAGAAAAAUUUUUAAAUAGCGUUAAUGAGAAUGUUCGUUUAAAGGAAAACCAGGAACGAAUGGAUUGGUUGCAACAAUGUGUUCAAAGUGACUUAAACAUAAUUUUUAAUAGUAAUACAAAUAGGUUAGGGCCAAGACAAAUAUUGCACUUUGGCAUUCUUAUAAAAGUUAAGAACAGCAAAGAAUUAUUAGGAUUCUUAUUUAACGAUUUCUUUUUGUUAGUCCAACCUAAUAGAAGUAUAGGACCUCAAUUUACAUUCCAACGGAAUAGUAAUAUAAGUUAUAAGAUGUACAAACAGCCAUUUUUGAUACAACAUUUAUCUGUACAUAGAGAAAGCACUGACACUGUAGAAAAUGGAACGGAUUCAAAUAGAGUGUUAAAUAUGUACGAUGAAAGAAACAAUUAUAAAAUUGCACUUUUAACGUCUACAGUACACGAAUGUAGUUUGUGGUUGAAAAAGAUUGAGAGUGCGAAAGAAACACAUGCCAAGGUUAUUUCUAUCAGCCGUCAUGGUAAAAGAAAAACACUUCUUAGUGCUGGCAGGUGGUUGUGUGUUACUAUACUGGAAGCCAUAGAAAUCAAUAAGAUAUGUAACGCUCAGACUUGUAGUUAUGCUCGAAAAAAAGGAAAAUCACAUAAUGAAAAUAUUUAUUGCAAAGUGACAUUGGGACCUCAGGAACAACAAACUGAUAUUGCAAAAGAAAACAUUAAUAACGGCAAUAUUCCCCAAAGUGGUAUACCACAAAUACCUUCUCUUGUGUGGAAUUACAGUAUGCAAUUUCAGUUAAGGAAUAUUAACCAAGAAGUGCUUACGUUUGUUGUGUUGGAACAAAAUCCAUUUGCGCCAGACGAGUUUUUAGGUAGAGCUGAACUGAAAUUGAAGGAUAUACUGAAAGAAUCGCAAAAUCACAAUGGUCCAAUAACUAAAAAAUUAAUUUUACAUCAAGUUGAAUCCGGAGAACUUGUUGUUAAAUUGGAUUUACAUCUAUUUAAUAGCUAUUAGACGAAAUAUUGUUUUUGUUUAAGAUUUUACUGUAGAUAAUAUAUUUGUAUAGUUCUGUUAAUGUUAUUAAUUCUCUAUUUUUAUACUGUUAUAUUUGAUGUUUAAUAAUUUGUAUACAACCUUUAUUCAAUCAAAUUUCACUUGCUCACUAUAUACAUAUUUAUACAAAUAUUUUUUGAUUCAUCGUUUACGGUGAUAAUAUUUUGUUUCAUUUAUAUGUAUGAUUAGUAUUAUUAUCUGACAAUACAUAUAAUCAU